Musa acuminata subsp. malaccensis (wild Malaysian banana) is the source of this 1930-nucleotide messenger RNA. RefSeq names its product sphingosine kinase 2. NCBI's taxonomy places the organism in Eukaryota, Viridiplantae, Streptophyta, Magnoliopsida, Zingiberales, Musaceae. Gene Ontology annotation, biological process: sphingosine biosynthetic process; phosphorylation. The record is from RefSeq and is a predicted model, not a curated record. Gene Ontology annotation, molecular function: lipid kinase activity. Gene Ontology annotation, cellular component: cytoplasm; intracellular membrane-bounded organelle; membrane.
AUCUAAAGAAUCUUUGAGCUUUAAAAGCAGCAGCGACGCCAUCGCCUCGUGGAAUUCAUCGUUGUUGUCAUCAUUGUUGUUGUGUGCAAUCCAUCCAUUCCAUUAAUACUUAGCAGUGGUAUAAGAAGUCCCUUCCGCUCGAGUAGGAACGCACACGCAAGGGUUGGUAGGAAUGGCGGAUAAGACGGAGACCUCGGUUCCGACCUUGACGGAGAGGGUUCGGAUCGACGGCGCGCCGGCGAAGGCUAGCCUGGCGGCCGACGGGACGCUGCGGUGGAGCUCCGGCGAAGGCGGGGAACGGUGCCUGGCACUGGAGUCGGAGGGGCUGGGCCUGGACGUGGUGGGGCGCAGGAUCACGAUCCGGGCCUUCGUUGGGGCGCUCAAGGGGUUGUCUUCUUGCGGCGGGCGGCGUGGCGCCGGCAAGAGGGUGAGGAGGGAUCAUGUGUUGGAGAUGCCCACCGAAGAGUUGGCGUCCAGGUGGAGCGAGAGGAUGAGGGCUUACAUCGAUUCCCUUGGUCGGCCAAAGCGGUUAUUGAUAAUUGUAAACCCAUUUGGUGGAAAUAAAAGUGCACGAAAGAUUUUUGACACAGAAAUUAAGCCCCUUCUAGCGGAUGCUGAAGUCCUUUAUACCUUGAAAGAAACUAAGUAUCAGCUCCAUGCUCAAGAAAUUGCUAACACCAUGGAUCUUAUAAAAUACGAUGGAAUUGUGUGUGUCAGUGGUGAUGGUGUUCUUGUAGAGGUUGUUAAUGGUUUAUUGCACAGGGAAGACUGGGAUACUGCAAUUCAGGUACCUCUUGGGGUAAUUCCAGCAGGUACGGGGAAUGGUAUGGCAAAAUCACUUCUAGAUGCAGCUGGUGAAGUUUACUCUGUUUCCAAUGCCACAUUUUCUAUUAUUAGAGGUUAUAGACGCACCCUUGAUGUUGUUACCAUCUCCCAAGAAAAGACUAAGUUUUUCAGUGUCUUGAUGCUUACCUGGGGUUUGGUGGCAGAUAUUGAUAUUGAAUCUGAGAAGUAUAGGUGGAUGGGAAGUGCUCGCUUGGACUUUUAUUCUCUUCUUCGCAUAAUUAAUUUGCGAAAGUACAACGGGCAUGUUCAAUUUGUUCCAGCACCUGGAUAUGAAGCAUAUGGAGAACCAAUAAAUCAAACCAACUGUUGCAGUAGCAACACUAUGCUUUACAAGGACGACCAAGGAGAUGAAGCUAAUGUUAGGCCAUGUGGCUACCAAGGCCCUUCAAUUUCCCUGGAUGGAUGUGAAUGGAGGUCUAUUGAUGGCCCUUUUAUUUCGGUUUGGAUCAACAACGUGCCAUGGGCAAGUGAAGAUAUUAUGCCGGCACCCAAUGCCAAGUUCUCUGAUGGCUACUUGGAUGCAGUCAUUAUCAAAGAAUGUCCAAAGUCGGCUCUUUUGUCACUGAUGCUGAAGAUGAGUGAUGGAAGUUAUUGCAAGUCUCCGUAUGUCGUGUAUCUCAAGGUCAAAGCAUUCCGAUUAGAGCCAGGUAAGCAGGUAGGACAUCCCACAAAGGGUGGCAUCAUCGACUCUGAUGGCGAAGUUAUUGCUAGGGGUGAUGAUCUCCAUUGUGAAGAUCAACAACAGAAUCUGAUGAUGGCUUAUGGUCCUCCCAUCCAAAUGACGGUGGAUCAGGGCUUAGCUACAAUCUUCUCACCCAGAUGAUCCCUCUUGGUCCCAUUUCUCUGGUUGUUGGCCCCUCCAUACCUUUAGGCACAGAGAAGAGCGAACAAAAAAAAGAGAAAUAAUAUAUCUUUUUUCUCUUUACCAGCAUUUUGCUGUAUAUAUUUGUGCAAAAAGGAAAAGAAAAAGAGAGAGAGAUUUGGCACACUCCCUUUAUUUUUUUAUGGAGGCUGUAAUUUAUGCUAAUAAUAGUAUUAACCUUUUCCAUUCUAAUGACAUCUCCUGGCAUCUGCUGAUUUCUAA